Messenger RNA from Saccostrea echinata, 3668 nucleotides. RefSeq names its product zinc finger protein 107-like. Gene Ontology annotation, cellular component: nucleus. The record is from RefSeq and is a predicted model, not a curated record. NCBI's taxonomy places the organism in Eukaryota, Metazoa, Mollusca, Bivalvia, Ostreida, Ostreidae. The transcript has 2 exons. The coding region runs from base 168 to 3548 and encodes 1126 amino acids.
ACUAGUAUACUGCAAGAAAUAAUGGUGUUCUUUUGAAGCUAUAUUCUGUUGUUGAGAAAUUUUAAAUAGGAGACAGAAAAUGGACAGAAAUUGAUACAGAGUGCCAUAACCAUAACUGCAGAUGAUAACAAGUUGGUGUCAAAUUGGAGCAAAUAAUUACACACAAAAUGAUUUUCAUUGAUAAUAACAACGUGAAGUACGAGGUCUGCCAAGUAACGGUGACAGAGGAUAGUAAAAUUGAAUUUACUUUAGAGAAUGAACCAGGCAAGAGGGUCAUUGAACAGAUGCCACAUAAGUUUACUCCAUUACACACUGGAACAUUACAUCCAGAAAUAACCCCCGUCCAGCCGGGGGAACAUCGAAAAUGUAAACUGUGUGAAAAACGGUUCACAGACACAGAGUCGUUAGAAAAGCACAUGGGUUUACACACAUAUGGCAGGGGAUAUAACUGUGAAGUAUGUGGGAAAUCUUUCAGUGCCAAGUCCUUCCUAAAAGUCCACAUGAUGAUUCAUACAGGGGAGAGGCCUUUUGUCUGUGAAAUUUGCAACAAGGGAUUUUCCAGAAGUUCCAACCUAAAGGCACACCGUCUUACUCACACGAAGGAAAAGCCUUUUAAAUGUGACUUCUGUGAGAAAGUUUUCACUCAUCCGUCUAACAUGAAGAAACACAUAAACUCACAGCACUCGGAAGGAAGGCCUUAUAAAUGUGAAUACUGCGAUAAAAGCUACAAACUAUCCAAGCAUCUAAGAAGACACAUUUUGGUUCAUAAUGUAGAUAAAGAUAAAGUAAAGUAUGCCUGUAAUAUUUGUGACAGAUUAUAUUCUUCAAAAGAAGCAGUAAUUAGACACAAAAAGCAGCACAAGUUGCCUCCAGCAAGUGAUGUUUCUGAAAUGUCUGAUUUAGUUGGUGAAGAGCUCUUUACCGAUGAGAAUGGUAUUCUGCAAGUAAAACGAGAGGUUGUAAUUCCCCCCGAGAAAAUCCAGAUUGAAAUGCCGUCCCCUGUAAAACUAGUACCAAAAAGGGUGGUGAAUACAAUGAUGAAGUGUGAGCAUUGCACAAAAAGAUUUGUGAAUCAAGUGGACCUGGACAAACACUUGACUCUACAUACAGGAGAAAGACCUCACAAAUGUCUAGUCUGUCACAAGGCCUUCAACGCAAAGUCAUUUCUGAAGGUCCACAUGGCCACACACUCCAGUGAGAAGCCGUUCAAGUGUGAUGUAUGUGGAAAAGGUUUUAACCGACCCUCAAACCUGAAGGCUCAUAGAAUAACUCACGAUAAUCCAAAGCCAUACCCUUGUAAUAUCUGUGGAAAGAUGUUUUCCCAUCCCUCAAAUGUCCAGAAGCAUAUCAGAAUACACACAGAUGAGAGGCCUUACCAAUGUGAAUAUUGCGAUAAAAAUUUCAGACAAUCCAAGCAUUUGACCAGACACAUGCUUAUACACACAUCAGCGCCCGGUUCACUUAGAUGUGCUCGAUGUGAUAAAAGAUUUUUAGAUGAAGAGGAGUACCUAAGGCAUAAGCGAGAACAUGAGCUGAAAAAGCAGUUCCAGUGUGAAGUUUGUGACAGAACUUUUUUCCGUUCAUCACAUUUGAAAAGACACAUUCGAACCCAUACCUCAGGAAGAGCAAAUCCAUGUGAUUAUUGUGGAAAGCCAUUUAACUCCAUAGCAAACCUUAGGAGGCAUCUGAUGAUAAAUCAUAAAAAAAAUACCAAACAUCAGUGCCAGGUCUGUGGUCAAAUGAUUCUUCAGCCAUCUCAUCUAGAAAAACACAUUAAAGAACAUCAGUGCCCUGUUGUCAAUGUGAAGGAAGGAGAAAGUAUUUUCCCAGAGGAAAACAACACAGAUGAAAGGGCCUAUAAGUGUUACCUCUGCAAGAAAACGUUUAAGCAACACACUUUUCUGAAGAAGCACCUCGAAAUGCACAACAGUAAGGUUCUGUACAAGUGUGGGGUUUGUGAGAAAAUUUAUCCUUCUAUGGCAGGCAUGAAAAAACAUAUGGAAAUGCAUGGUGAUGGUCCAUUUAAAUGUUUUGUAUGCUCAGUAGAAUUUGAGGAGUAUUUGGACUUGAAAGAGCAUCAAAAUAUACAUCAAAACAGUGAAGAGGAGAAAAAAUAUGCUUGUGACCUGUGUAAAAAACGUUUCAAAUAUCGACUGUCUCUUAGAAAGCACAAGGAACUGCAUAAUUUAGAGGAGCCAGUUGCUACAAUCUUUCAAUGUGAAAUUUGCUCACAAACUUAUCACAGCCGUGCCUCUCUUUCAAGACACUUGAAAACUCAUGAAGUGCAGUCUCUCGAGAUAGAGGGGGAUGGAGGAGUGUCCCAGACAAUACAUUACGUGUUAGAUCACAGUGUUCCUAUUUCAAAUGAAAUGGAGCUUCAAAACCAGACAGUCCAAUUACUACCAAGUAAUGAGGCUACUGAUGAAGUAGCCGAAAUUGAAAUUCCAGCCAAUGCAGUUCAAUAUUUUACAGAGGAAGGAGGACAGCAAGUAUUACACAUUGCCUUCAAUGAUAUAGAAAAUCAGAUAUCAGAAACAGUCCAGUCAGUACAAGUGAUAUCUUAUGGGGCAGAUGGAAAUGUCGAGGUACAAGAAGUUGCAGCUGAUAACAGUAAGAGAACAGAAUUGCAGAUAGCUACUGAUGAUUCUGUUAGGAGAAAGGACUUUCCAAUUCCUGCAGCCCAUAAUGGAAAAACAGAAUAUCAGGUCAUUGAGACAGACAGGCAAGGAAAUCCAGAUGUGCUUGUAGUAACUGCCGAUAAAUGUCAGAAUGAAAAACGUCAAAUUGUUGCCAGCAACAUCUCUAACAAUGCAGAUAACCAUUCUUUUACAGCAGAUGGCAGAGGAAUAAGAUUGACAUCAGCAAAUUAUCAAGUUGCUACAAGUAGCAGUCAGAAAAACACAGGAGCACAUGUUGCUGUGGUAGAUGGCAAAAUGAUUAGUGAUACUUCUGCAAAUUAUCAAAUUGUUACCUCCAGUAACCAGAAUGUAGAAAGACAUGUUGCUGCAGUGGAUGCUAAAGCUGCUAGUGUAGCACUAAAAUCUGUUAGAUUUAAGAACAUUCAAACUGUUACAGAGGUGCAACAAUCAAAAGAGGAUCCAAAUACAAUGACUGUGAUGAACUUCAGUGAAGGAACCUCUGAUGGCAAGGAUCCAUUUGAGAGCAUAUCAUUGGUGUUGUCUGAUGAAUCUGGAAAACAGUAUAUCCAGGUCCCAUCAGAAAUUCUCAACAAAGCAAUCAAACUUCAGUCAUCUUCAGCAGAACCAAUGGUUUGCACUGAACCAAGUUCAAAAACACAUCCCUUGGACAACAGUUCCUCUGUUGAAACUGUAAAUAUUAUCUAUGAAGAAGCCCCUACAGGAAGUGAAAUUUCAAGUACCGAAGGACUCAUCCAACUAGCAGAAAGAGCUAUACAUUCAGAAGUGAAUGGACCUGAACAUUUAGCAGAGACUGUUGUUAUUUUUGAGUCACCCUCUAAAGUUUCCAACUCAGAUCAUUCCUAUGUUAAUGUCGCUGAAGAAGGUAUUCAGCCUGGUCUAGAUGUGUGAUUGGUUACAUUAUUAUUGGAAGUCCGACUUUUGAGCUAUCUUUUUUUAUUUGAUAAUUAUUGUAUUAAUGCUUGGAUGAGAUUAGCUCAGAUCUGCAGUUCACUGGCCUGAAAACACUGA